AUGGCACUACACACCACGACCAGUCUAACUCACCCAGUCAUUGGCUACACGAUAGGAAUGCUCGCAGACCGUGAGAGGACGUCAAAGAAGCAAUACCUCAGCACCUUACUUGCUCGCAUAAGACAAACCGAACUGAACGAACAUUACGAAACGUACCUGCACGCCGCGGAAGAGCUUGAAGCGACUUUUGCGGUCCUGGCCGAGUUCCCUGAGAGCAGAGACAUCUUUCACGGGUUCCUCUGGAUUAGCAACGUAUCGGACCAUAGGGGAGAUUUGAUAGCUUUGAUUCAGGGCCAUAAUGCCUCCCAGGAAGCACUGGUCGUGUACACGUACUUUUGCAAAAUAAUCCAAAGGCUUCCGACAAGAUGGUGGUCUGAAAAAUGGGUCCGGGGACUCAAGGAUGUCACUGCAGCUAAGUCUGUAAUCACAUUCGCGAUGCCUUCAGCCGCGUUGUCGCUCCUUGUUUCAGCGGCCGCGCUAAGCAUCUACGGUGUGGCAACGGUCAUCUACAACCUCUUCUUCCACCCCUUACGCCGCUACCCGGGACCCAAGCUAUGGGCAGCUACGCCUGUACCUGCAGCCGUCAACAUCCUCCGAGGCACUCCCCACCUGACCAUUCUGGAACUCCACAAGCGCUACGGCGACGUCGUGCGCGUUGGACCCAACGAGCUGGCACUUGCACACGCUGACGCAUGGAAGGAUGUCUGCGGACAUCUCAAGCGCGGACAAGACGAGAACGGAAAAGAUCCAAAGUACGGCAACGAAGAGAUGGACAAGAGUCUUAUUUCGGCAUCACGCGAGAGGCACGGGCCCGCACGACGACUUCUGUCUCACGCGUUCUCUGCUCGAGCAAUGGCGGAGCAACAGCCCCUGAUGGACCGAUUGAUCAGCCUCUUUAUUCAGAGAGUACAUGAACACAGCAAACGUGGAACGGUGGCUAUGGAUGCUUCCAAGUGGUUUGAGUGGACGACGUUCGACAUUAUUGGGGAUCUGGCCUUUGGCGAGCCCUUUGGAUGUCUGCAGAACUCGGCCUCGCACCCUUGGGUAGACAGCUUCUUCGCGUCCAUGAAGAUCAUCCCGUGGAUUCAAGCCAUUAGCGACUUCCCUCUCUUCUCUGUGUUAAAGCCUCUCUACUUCAUUCUUUUUGUUCCCAAAGAUGUGCUGAAACAGCGGCAUCUAAGCCAGGUGAUGGCCGAGGAGAACCUGAAGAAGCGGCUGGCUAUUGGGGGUGAUCGGCCAGACUUUGUUCAAGCCUUGUUGAAGAGCGGCGAGAAACACGAAAUGUCUCCGAUGGAGAUGAGGGAUAACAUGGUCCUUCUCACCACCGCCGGCUCUGAGACAACUGCUACGACUCUCGCGGCAACGACAUACUUUCUAGGCAACCACCCCGAAGUCCUCGCAAAGCUGAACGCCGAAGUUCGCUCAGCAUUCAAGAGCGAGCAGGAGAUUGAUGUCAACAGCGUCCAGAGUCUUCCUUACAUGCUUGCUGUUCUCAGAGAGUCAAUGCGAGUUUAUCCUGCUGUUGCGAUUGCCUUGUUGCGUCAGACGCCUCCGAGCGGUGCGCAGAUCGCCGGGGACUGGGUCACUGGAGGAACGACUCUUGGUAUCUGGCAGUAUGCUGCGUAUCACGAUCCCACUAAGUUUCUUUAUCCGGACGCGUUUAUCCCGGAGCGUUGGUUGGAUGAUGAGCGUUUCGAUGGCGACCAGAAAAACUUGCAUCAGCCGUUUUCUUAUGGCCCUCGCAAUUGUUUAGGCAUGAACCUUGCUUUUGCUGAGAUGAGGUUAAUUCUUGCCCGCAUAAUUUGGAACUUCGACUUGGAGCUGGCGCCGGAAAGUAAAUCUUGGGCAGCUGGUCAAAAAGUUUUCUUCUUCUGGGACAAGCCUCCCUUGUGGGUGUACUUCAAGCCCCGACAAGAGCAAUGA
This is a messenger RNA of Colletotrichum lupini, 1923 nucleotides long. RefSeq names its product cytochrome P450 monooxygenase. The coding region runs from base 1 to 1923 and encodes 640 amino acids. The record is from RefSeq and is a predicted model, not a curated record. The transcript has 6 exons. Gene Ontology annotation, molecular function: heme binding; oxidoreductase activity, acting on paired donors, with incorporation or reduction of molecular oxygen; iron ion binding. Lineage: Eukaryota; Fungi; Ascomycota; Sordariomycetes; Glomerellales; Glomerellaceae.